GUCAGUACAAUAUUGUCCACCUAUUGAUUAUCUUCUCUAUAUAAUAAUAUCUAUAACCUACUAACAAAUAUAACCAACAUUUCCAGGGCAAGAAAAGAAUAUUUACAUCAUUAACCAACUCUUACUUCAAAAAUGGAAAUUUUGAAGGAUGAUUGCCAUGUUCUAAUUAUAACAUUUCCAGGACAAGGAAACAUUAAUCCAUGCAUUCAAUUUUCCAAACGUCUAGUCAAAUUAGGAGUGAAUGUCACAUUCUCCACAAGUCUAACAGCUUUCAAUCGCAUCACAAAUCUUCCAACCAUAGAAGGAUUAACAUUUGCUCCUUUCUCUGAUGGUUUUGAUGGCAACUUCAAAGGGUCUAUGAAUAACUUCCACGAGUUCAAUAAUUCAUUCAGGACUCAUGGUUCGGAGUUUAUGAUCAAUUUGGUCAAAACCAGGGCAAAAGAGGGCAACCCCUUUAAACGUAUUAUUUACACGACCUUGACUGGUUGGGUUGGUUUACUAGCCACGAGCAUAAACGUUCCAUCGACGUUUCUUUGGAUUCAACCAGCCACAGUUUUGGAUAUUUACUACUAUUUUUUCAAUGGUUAUGAGGAUACUAUCAAGAAUUUUCCAAAGGAUAAAUUUUUAGAGCUUCGUGGGCUGCCUUUGUUAUCCCCUCGGGAUUUGCCUUCGUUCGUAUUUGCUGAUUCAAAUGAUUGGACAUUAUUGUCAAUGAAAGAUCAUGUUGAGUUAAUGGACAGCGAGAUAAACCAAAGGGUGCUUGUGAAUACUUUUGAUGCUUUAGAACCUGAUGCGUUGAGUGUUUUAAAGAAUGUGAAUAUGGUUGGAAUUGGCCCUUUAAUUCCUUCAGCUUUUCUUGAUGGAAAUGAUAGUUCUGAUACUUCAUUUGGAGCUGAUAUGAGACAGGAUUCAAGGGAUUAUAUUGAGUGGUUGGAUUCUAAGGCUAAAGAAUCUGUAAUAUAUAUAGCAUUUGGUAGCUAUUCUAUGAUACCAAAUCAACUUAUGGAAGAGAUUGCUCAAGGAUUAGUAUUGUGUAAAAGGCCAUUUUUGUGGGUAAUUAGAGAGGGGCAAAAUGGGGAAAAGCCAUUUGAAAAGUUGAGUUGCAAAGAGGAAUUGGAAGAGUUAGGGAAAACUGUUUCUUGGUGUUCACAAGUGGAGGUUUUACAACAUCCUUCUUUGGCUUGUUUCUUGACUCAUUGUGGAUGGAAUUCGACUAUUGAGAGCUUAGCUUCGGGGGUGCCAGUUGUGGCGUGUCCACUCUGGACCGAUCAAUUAUGCAACGCGAAGCUUAUUCAAGAUGUUUGGAAGACGGGAGUCAGAGUAAACGCCAAUGAUGAAGGCGUUAUUGAGAGGAAUGAGUUCGAGAGGUGUAUAGAGAUUGUGGUUGGAGAUGGGGAAAAGGGGAAAGAAUUAAGAAAGAAUGCUAAGAAAUGGAGGAAUUUGGCUAAGGAUUCUAUGAAAGAAGAUGGUUCAUCUAAUGUCAAUCUCAAGGCUUAUGUUCAUGAGGUUUUGCUUGGUGAAUAAAUCAUUCGUAAGUUGAAAGAAAAAGUUCAUUCAAACAUUCAAGUGAUGGCUAUGUGAGUCCUACUUUUAGAGAUACAGAUGAUUGAGCAGGUUCUAAUUCCAGAUCUUUACCUCAGUAAAAGGCAGAUGUUUCUCUCCUUGUAAAUCUAGUGCAGAAUGCAAUGUACAGAAAAUGUGUUCACAAUGUCGAAAGAGUAUGCGUUGGAGGUCUUCUAAGAGUUGCAUGGCUCCAAAUUAACCUAAUUUAAAUUAAUUUCAGAUGAUAAAAGUCGUGUUUUA
Messenger RNA from Nicotiana attenuata, 1803 nucleotides. Its product is annotated as crocetin glucosyltransferase, chloroplastic-like. The coding region runs from base 133 to 1524 and encodes 463 amino acids. The record is from RefSeq and is a predicted model, not a curated record. The transcript is spliced from 2 exons. Gene Ontology annotation, molecular function: UDP-glycosyltransferase activity. Lineage: Eukaryota; Viridiplantae; Streptophyta; Magnoliopsida; Solanales; Solanaceae.